GCCAUAUUGUAAACAAACCUGCGGCGAGGAGAGGAAAGGCGGAGGGUGUCACAAGCCCUCACAUUUUUGCUUAUUUCUCGUUUAUUACCGUGAAGUGAGACCCAACAACCGCCAAGAUGCCUCGCGUGAUGAUCAAGGGAGGCGUGUGGCGCAACACAGAGGACGAGAUCUUGAAGGCCGCGGUGAUGAAAUAUGGCAAAAACCAGUGGUCCAGGAUCGCGUCACUGCUUCACCGCAAGUCCGCCAAGCAGUGUAAGGCCCGGUGGUUUGAGUGGCUUGACCCGAGCAUCAAGAAAACCGAGUGGAGCAGGGAGGAGGAUGAAAAAUUACUCCACUUAGCUAAACUGAUGCCAACUCAGUGGAGGACCAUCGCACCCAUCAUUGGUCGUACUGCAGCCCAGUGUUUGGAAAGAUAUGAGUAUUUGCUGGACCAGGCACAGAAGGGGGAGGAGGAGGACCAGGUGGAUGACCCGAGGAAACUCAAACCAGGAGAGAUUGACCCCAACCCUGAAACGAAACCAGCGCGACCUGACCCCAAGGACAUGGACGAGGACGAGCUGGAGAUGCUGUCGGAGGCGCGGGCACGUCUAGCAAACACGCAGGGCAAGAAGGCUAAGAGGAAGGCUCGGGAGAAGCAGCUGGAGGAGGCACGGCGUCUGGCAGCCCUGCAGAAGCGCCGAGAACUCCGUGCAGCUGGGAUCGACCUGCCGCAGAAGAGGAAGAAGAGAAAGGGCAUUGAUUACAACGAGGAGAUCCCAUUUGAGAAGGUUCCCGCCCAGGGCUUCUACAACACGUCUCUUGAAACUUAUGAGCCCAUGCAGCCCAAUUUCAAACGUCUCCGGCAGCAGCACCUGGACGGGGAGAUGCGCUCGGAAAGGGAGGAGAGGGAGAGGAAGAAGGACAGGCAGAAAUUGAAGGAGAGAAAGGAGCAGGGCGUCCCGUCAAGCGUCUUUGAGAACGGUGGUGAUGCGUCGGCCAGAACCAAGCGCAGUAAAUUGGUGCUGUCGCUGCCGCAGAUCUCCGAGGAUGAGCUGCACCAGGUGGUGAAGCUCGGCAAGGCAUCGGAAGCAGCCCGUGAGCUUGCCGAGGAGGUAGGCGGCAGCGGCAGCGGUGGCGGUGGCUCGGCGUCACAGGCACUGCUUGGCGAAUACACCGUCACCCCAGGGCAGGCUCUCCGCACGCCCCGCACCCCAGCAGACAUGGACCGUGUGUUGCAGGGAGCGCAUGACAUUAUGGCGCUAACCCACGUUGACACUCCACUGAAGGGCGGCGCAAACACCCCCUUAAACGUGCAAGAUUUUGGGGGUAUUGAGCCGAGCAAGGCAAGCGUUCAGACCCCUAACACAAUUCUGGGGACUCCAUUUCGCACCCCACAGGCCGGAUACACCCCUGGACACGCCACCCCCCAGGCCAUGACCCCUCGCGUCCCUAGUAUCCCUGGUUCGACCCCUGGGGCAACACCGAUUAGGGACAAGCUGAGCAUAAAUGAGGAGGGUGCCCUGGUGCCAAUUGAGGACAAGCAGGCCCUUAGGGUGUACCAGAGGGGGGUCAGGGAGGCUUUACAGACAGGCCUUAAGAGUCUGCCAGCCCCCAAGAAUGAUUUUGAGAUUGUGGUGCCAGAUCAGGAGGAGGAGGGUGCCGCGGUGGAGGAAAAUGAAAGUGGAGGUGCUGUAGAGGAUCAGGCAGAUGUGGAUGCAAGGGCACAGGCUGAGGCCCAGGCACAGAGGGAGGCUGAGAUGAAGCGCCGUUCGCAGGCUGUGCAACGUAACCUGCCCAGGCCCCAGGAGGUGAAUGUGUCAGUGCUGCGGCCGAUGCACGCAGAUGCCCACCUCUCGGACCAGCAGAAAGCUGAGGAGCUGAUUAAAAGAGAGAUGGUUUUGAUGCUUCAUUAUGAUGCGCUGCACACCCCAAUGCCGCAUCCCACCAGGAAGGGGAAUAUUGCAGCUGAGGCCAUUCACAGAGACCACUUGGAGAGACACCCCUACAGACUUUACGAGGACGAGGAGCUGGAGGACGCGCGGGUGUUGCUGAGGGAAGAAAUGGGUGUUGUGAAGCAAGGAAUGGGCCACGGCGACCUGACGUUAGAUGCAUACUCUCAGGUCUGGGAGGAGUGUCUGGCGCAAGUGCUGUUCCUGCCAAGCCAAUCCAAGUACACCCGUGCAUCGUUAGCCAGCAAGAAGGACCGCAUUGAGUCCCUGGAGAAGAGGCUGGAGCAGAACAGGCAGCACAUGGCCAAACAAGCUAAAAUUGCCGCUAAAUUGGAAAAGAAACUCAAAAUUCUAAUGGGAGGAUAUCAGGCCCGAGCAGCCUCCCUGUCGGCAAGUCUUCAGGAUUCGGUGAACCAGGUUGAAACAGCACUUCUUGAGCAGUCUACCUUUGCCUUCCUUAAACAAAUGGAGACUGUAGCCAUUCCGCGCCGCCUCGCCACCAUCUCCGAGGACGUGGCCAGGCAGACAGACAGAGAGAGGGAGCUGCAGAGACGUUACGACCUCCUGCAGAGAGAAUUAGAGGGUUUGAAAGUGAGUUCGAAUCCCACCAGCGUUUCCGCCCCUAUCACGUCACCUCCCUUGUGCGUCACCCCGCCCAUCGCUGACGGCAACACUGGUGAGGCUGAGGAAAGGGAUAGUGGGGAUGGUGGUAGUGGGGUUAGUGGUGGUAGUGGUGGUGGUGGUAGGGAGGAGGACGAGGAGGAGGAAGAGGAGGAUGAAGAGGACGAGGAGGAGGAGGAGGAAGAAGAGAUGGAGCGUGAGUGAGUGUUUGUUUGUUUGUUUGUGUUUCUUUAGGGUGGUUUUAGUUGUUUGUUGUGUGAGAGAGAGAGAGAGAGAGAGAGAGAGAGAGAGAGAGAGAGAGAAUCAGUCAUCUAGGGGCCAAAUGUGUGUGUGUGUGUGUGUGUGUGUGUGUGUGUGUGUGUGUGUGUCUGAUUAUAAUUAUACAUAUUUGUGUGUAGUUUUUGGGGUCAGUGGGUCUUGCUGUGUGUGUGUGUGUGUGUGUGUGUGUAAAGAGAGAGAGAGAGAGAUUACAUUAAAAGUGACAUUUUGCUAACAAUAUUCUGAAAGUUAGAUUAUUUAAUGAGAGAGAGAGAGAGAGAGAGAGAAUUAUAAUAGGAGUAAUAGGAAAGGAAGGCAGAAAAUAAGACGAAUGAAGAAAAAAGGUAGAAAAAUAAACAAACAAACAAACAAACAAAAUAACCGUGAAUGUAUUGAAAACGCAAAUUUCUGUAUUUAAAAUUAGAAAAAAAACAAUAAAAAAUUAAAGAAA
Molecule: messenger RNA, 3258 nt
Organism: Scylla paramamosain (green mud crab)
Lineage: Eukaryota; Metazoa; Arthropoda; Malacostraca; Decapoda; Portunidae
Gene: Cdc5
Product: cell division cycle 5-like protein
Exons: 9
Coding region: 117-2753 (878 amino acids)
Biological process (GO): regulation of transcription by RNA polymerase II; mRNA splicing, via spliceosome
Cellular component (GO): spliceosomal complex; Prp19 complex
Molecular function (GO): DNA-binding transcription factor activity, RNA polymerase II-specific; RNA polymerase II transcription regulatory region sequence-specific DNA binding
Source: RefSeq, a predicted model, not a curated record